AAAAACGUGUCGCACUCUGCCACCUUGGGAUAAAGUUAAGAAGGCUCUCAGUCAAUAAACACUGGACACUAGAAGCCAACUAUCUUUCUGGCUUUUUAUGAUCCAUUUAAAAACACCCAACCGACUAUACUAAAUGCCGGGUGGUAGUUGGUGUUGUUUUCCGGGCCGGAGCUCCGAGCCCGACGAGCCACUUGACCCGGUUGUUCUUAUCUCGGGUAUUGGUGGGUCUAUUCUGAAUUCAAAGAAGAAGAAGUUCGGGUUUUUUGAGACCCGGGUCUGGGUCCGGAUCUUCUUGGCUGAAUUGGAGUUCAAGAAGAAAGCUUGGUCUCUUUAUAACCCAGAAACAGGUUAUACGGAAUCGAUGGAUGAUAGCAUUGAAGUUGUAGUCCCUCAAGAUGAUUAUGGACUAUAUGCAAUUGAUAUUUUAGAUCCUUCUUAUUUGGUAAAAUGUAUGCAUCUGACAGAUGUAUACCAUUUUCAUGAUAUGAUUGAUAUGCUAAUUGGAUGUGGUUAUAAGAAAGGAACAACAUUGUUUGGAUUUGGUUAUGACUUUCGGCAAAGCAACAGAAUUGACAAAUCUAUGGAUGAUCUUGUAGAAAAGUUGGAAACUGCAUAUAAAGCUUCUGGAGGAAGAAAAGUCAACUUAAUUACACACUCUAUGGGUGGAUUGCUAGUAAUGUGCUUUAUUUCACUUCAUAACGAGAUAUUUUCCAAGUAUGUUAACAAGUGGAUCGCUAUUGCAUGUCCUUUUCAAGGUGCACCUGGAUGCAUCAAUGACUCACUCUUAACUGGAUUGCAGUUUGUUGAAGGCUUUGAAAGCUACUUUUUUGUGUCAAGGUGGUCGAUGCAUCAAUUGCUAGUGGAGUGCCCCUCGAUUUAUGAGAUGCUGCCAAAUCCUGAAUUCAAGUGGAAGAAGCAACCUGAAAUAUUAGUAUGGCGGGGACAAUCAACUGAUGGUGAAGCUGCUGAACUGGAGUCAUUUGACACAAAGGAAAGUGUUUUUCUGUUUGAAGAAGCACUGAGAAAUAAUGAGCUCAAUUAUGAUGGGAAAACAGUUGCGUUACCUUUUAACUUCUCUAUAUUCAACUGGGCUUCUGAUACUAGGAAAAUUCUUAAUAAAGUAGAAUUACCAGAAGGGAUCUUGUUCUACAACAUAUAUGGAACAUCUUUUGACACACCUUUUGACGUCUGCUAUGGUUCAGAAACUUCUCCAAUUCAGGAAUUGUCUGAAGUAUGCCACACAUUGCCGGUGUACUCGUAUGUGGAUGGAGACGGAACAGUUCCUGCAGAAUCUGCAAAGGCUGAUGGAUUUCCAGCCACAGAAAGAGCAGGGGUUGUUGGUACACACAGGGAACUCUUAAAAGAUGAAAAUGUAUUUGAACUUUUGAAGAAAUGGCUGGGAGUACGUGAGGUCAGCUCCUGUUCGACCACAGCCAAAGUAAUGGAUGCAUUCAUGCAUUAAUCUGUAUAUAUAAUGAUUUAUACAGUAAACUGUUAGUGAAUUAUGUUAAAUCCUUGUAUUUGGAAAGGACCCAUCAUAAAAUAAUAAAAUGUUGAUGGGUGUAUCAAGUUAAGAAUAUGUAGGUACUUUGUAUGGAACGGCCCACCUAAAAUAAAAUGUGGUACUAUGCCACUUUUCCUACC
Daucus carota subsp. sativus is the source of this 1644-nucleotide messenger RNA. RefSeq names its product phospholipase A(1) LCAT3. The record is from RefSeq and is a predicted model, not a curated record. Gene Ontology annotation, biological process: lipid metabolic process. Bases 134 to 1462 code for a protein of 442 amino acids. NCBI's taxonomy places the organism in Eukaryota, Viridiplantae, Streptophyta, Magnoliopsida, Apiales, Apiaceae. The transcript is spliced from 11 exons.